CCGUCGCUGCUGCCGCUGCCGUCGCUGCCUCUGCUGUUGCUUCUCUGGUUGCUGUCGCCGCGGAGCUCGCUCUGUCGCUGCAUCUCAUCCAGGUUUGAAGAUGGCUUCUUCUUCCUCCUAUAACCUAGAAGAAGAUGAGAGCCUGAAAGGAUGUGAACUCUAUGUCCAGAAGCAUAAUAUUCAACAGCUUUUGAAAGAGUGCAUUGUAAAUCUUUGCAUCUCCAAACCUGACCGUCCCAUGAAAUUUCUUCGGGAGCAUUUUGAAAAAUUAGAAAAGGAGGAAUGCAAGCAAAUCUUGGCCCGUCAGAAGUUGAGUUCCCAGUCAGACUCCCAUGACGAUGAGAUUUCUCCUCCUCCUCCCAAUCCUGUUGUGAAGGCACGUUGCAGACGAGGUGGUGUGAGUGCUGAAGUGUACACUGAAGAAGAUGCUGUCUCCUACGUGAGAAAGGUGAUUCCAAAAGACUACAAAACUAUGACUGCCUUGGCAAAGGCCAUCUCUAAGAAUGUGCUCUUCGCUCACCUUGAUGACAAUGAGAGGAGUGACAUAUUUGAUGCCAUGUUUCCUGUCACUCAUAUUGCUGGAGAAACAGUCAUACUGCAAGGAGAUGAAGGUGAUAAUUUCUAUGUCAUCGAUCAAGGAGAAGUUGAUGUCUAUGUGAACAUGGAAUGGGUGACCAACAUUGGAGAAGGAGGCAGUUUUGGAGAACUUGCACUGAUCUAUGGAACACCAAGAGCUGCCACUGUCAAAGCCAAGACCGACCUCAAACUCUGGGGCAUUGAUCGGGAUAGCUACAGGCGCAUUUUGAUGGGCAGCACUCUAAGAAAACGGAAGAUGUAUGAAGAAUUCCUGAGCAAAGUCUCCAUCUUGGAAUCACUGGAUAAGUGGGAACGACUGACAGUGGCUGAUGCAUUGGAGCCUGUCCAGUUUGAAGAUGGAGAAAAAAUUGUGGUUCAGGGACAACCAGGGGAUGACUUUUUCAUCAUUACUGAGGGCACAGCUUCUGUCCUUCAACGCAGGUCUGAUAAUGAGGAGUAUGUGGAGGUUGGAAGACUUGGGCCAUCAGAUUACUUCGGAGAGAUAGCACUGCUGCUCAACCGGCCUCGGGCAGCCACUGUUGUGGCUCGUGGACCUCUGAAGUGUGUGAAACUUGAUCGUCCUCGUUUUGAGCGAGUACUUGGUCCUUGCUCGGAAAUCCUGAAGAGAAACAUUCAGAGAUACAACAGCUUCAUCUCCCUUACUGUUUAAGGGAGUCCUUCCAUCUUACUAACCCCCUCCAAUAUCUGCCUGCCUUUAAAUGUUAACUUUGUGACUCAUGGGUUUGACCUGGGCCAUUUCAUAGCUUUACCAAGUCAUGUGGUUUUUGGUGACUCUUUAUGUUUCUGUCUGAUGCACUGGAGAGAAUUGACCAUGUUUUGUGUCAGGGAAGACAACAGAUUUGGAUGAGACUCUCUUUUUGGCACCUUGGAUGAAUUCUAAGAUUUGUGGUUCACAAAUCUGGGAAUAAAACACUCACCUUGUGAAUUUUGGUCAUUUGUUUUAAGUGUGUAUCCCCCUUAAAAAAAGUUUAUAUAUUCCUUACAACAAUGCUAUGAGAUAGGGAAUUCAUUUAUUAUUGUCCCAUUUUAUAGGCAAGGAAACUAAGGGUUAGCAAGAAUAUCCUUUGUCCUGGUCCAAGGAAAUGACAGUCUGGAUUUGAACCCAGGUUUUUCACUAACUUAUUGCUUUUCCCACUUUACCAGCCAGCAAAGAAAGAACAAUUUUUUCUUUUAGCUAAGUUGAUCAAGAAUAGGUAUUUCUCCAACCUAAUAAUGAGAGAGGCUGUCUCCUAGGUUUUUCACUCAGGAGGCAGGGAGAAAGGCUACAGCAUUCCAGAACUCUCCAAUGUAGGUCAUUCUGUUUGUUAUUUAAACAGGCAGUCUGCUUUCUAACUCUGGUUUGCAAAUGAAAACUUGAAAGGAUGAGUUUGUUGUUUUGUGGAUAGUAUCAUGUAGGUUAUGGUGGCCUCCUUAACAUUAAAAGGUGGGAGGAGGGAAGGGUGGAAAAUACUAAUAAUAACAAAUACUUUAGCUUUUCUGUUUUUUUUUAACUCUUAUCAAGAGUUAAUCAUUUUAGUGGAUAGAAUCCUUGAAUUAGAUUAUCAUGCUAUUCUUUGGAUGCCAUAAUCUAUAGGUGGGAAGGCUUUGUCCUGCUUUCUAGAACUUUUACCAUCUAGUCUGGACAAACCAUUACAAAUGAAAGAAUAAUACAUGAAUUUUCCCUCUUUCCUUGAUCCCUCCCCCAUUUCUAUUGGACUUAAAUCCCAAGAACUCACAUACUUAAUAGAAGUCAGGAAAUCAUCUGGAAGCUGCAUUUUGAGCUAUACAGCCCCAAAUUCCAUGAAAUCAAUAAGCAUGUUUAAAGUGCUUAGUACUUGCCAAUGUUCUAAACAUUGGGGAUAUAAAGAAAAGCAAAAAAGGAGUCCUUGUCAUUAAGGAAUUCAUAUUCUAAUUGGAGAGAUUUCGAGUUAUUUAAUGUCCACCUAAACCUUUUCAUUACCUCUUUGUAGCAUGGAAGUGAGCCUUAAGCUCAUAAAGCCCAUAUCAGCAGAGAUGAAAAACUCCAGUAAGUCGUACUAAACUGGAAAGUAUAUAUAGAGAGCUCUGUAUUUGUCAUCUUAGAAUCUGCCUGGCUAAGUUCAUAGAAUUUCAUCAUCAGAGAGCUGGGAACAAGGUUUGUUUUGUUUGUAGCCAAGGGGCUGUAAUCUAUGUUAGUUAAAUGGAAUUGUUGAUUUUUUGAGGUAGUUUAUAGUUAUUGUAAUGGCGACCUCUCUAGAACUAGUAAAUGUUUAAAUGAGUGAGGUAAGAGGAGCAGAAAAUAGAAAGGAUGGGGGGUCUCUGUGUGUGGCCAGAGUCAAAAAGGUGGGCCAGGUAUUUAUUGCUCAGCCCUGAAGAGAUAGAAACUGGAAAUUAACAGCUCAAAACUUCGGAAACUUGGUCUCUAUCUCUUUGAUGUAACCUCUCUGUUCAUCUUUUGUAGGUGACAAGAUACCUUUAUAAUACUUAGCUGCCCUAAAUGAAAUGUUCACAUAUUUAAUUAAAUAAUUGGAUUUUCCUAGCCUGACUUGAAAAAAUAUAUCUAAUGGAAUCACAGAAUGCUAGAGGUCAUCUAGUCUAACUUCCUUCCCCCUUUUAGUGCACAUGAGAACAAUUAAUUUACCAUCUCACUGAAUUGAGGUCAAUUUAAAAUAUUUCAUGGCUCAACCAUAUCCAUUUGAUUGGAAAGAUAAGUGCUUCUAAGCCAAAUAAUCAUGAUAUUUAGAAUUUUGACUAAGAUUCAAACAUUUGGAAUCUUUAACAAAAGAACAGUCUAGUACUAUUCUUCUAGAACCACCUAAAAUCUGUGAUUGUGGGAAAUGAAAUUCAAAUAGGAAUGCAUGCCUAAAGACACCAUUUGUUGAAAAUGUAUGAUUAGCAUCAGUGAAGGGAGUUUUCACUACAGAAGCUCCCUGCGCUGAUGCAUCACAGAACUAAACAAAACCAUAAUCUCCAGAAAAACAAAACAAAACAAAAAUCCCUUCUUUUUGAGAAUAACAAAUAUUUCUUUUUUUCCCUCUCUAAAGCCUCACGUUUAUAGUCACAAAUUUUGAAACCUAAUAAUACUCUUGUAUAUAUGAAUUUCUUGAUUUUUCAACAAAUUGAUCCAAUACAGUAGGUAUUAGAUUGUUUUAUAGAUACCAUUCUGAAAUAUUCCUGGGGGACUUUUCAAAAUGUAAUUAGGCUAAUUAAAUUAUUACAUUUGUAUAAAUACAAAUGUAAUAAUUCAAUUAGCCUAAUUACAUUCAUGAAUGAAUAAGUGAGAACUUUCUUUUCAUCAACCAAGGGGGAAAAAAGUCACAUAAGUCCUACUUAAAUUGGACAUCUCCCCCCCCCCCCCCGCAAAUAAAAAUAAAGGGAAAAUUCAAAUCUACUUUUCAGUAUUCUCUCCAAACACGAUCUUAGUCAUCUCAAGGUGUUCAAAUGAUUUCAGCAUGUAUAUGUCUGUGGUCUAAUAAGCUAUGUUGAUUGAUAAUGAUGUUCACAAUACUGCAUGCAUGAUUAAAUAUAAACAGCUGGAGCUAUUCUCUCUAACUUGCAAUUUGAAGACAGAAACUUAUCAUAGACAAAAACCCUGCAUAUAAAUGUCAUGUAUAGAUUCAUUUGCUUCAUUGUGAUUGUGGUACUCUCACUUUUUAUUCAGGUUUUGGUAGAUGGAUUGCAAUUUAAAAUUGGCAUAAUUCAGAUUAGUAUUCAAAGAACCCAAUUACUCUUUCCUAUUUCAUUUUGAUGACUGUUGGUUUAAAGAUGAUAUUCAUACAUAUUUGGUGCAGGAAACAUUUACAGAAUGAAAAUGCCUAAUCCUAAAUGUUCAUCUCCCUUGUCAAUUUAAUGCUAAAACCAUCCUUUACCAUGAAUUCUUCACAAAGAGGCAAAAAACUAUAUUUAAAACUCUUGUGGGAGGGGAAAAAAAUUGUAAAAGUGCCAUAUGCAACUGGUCAUUCUUUGAUCUAUUUAACAUUUUGUUACCUUUUCAAAAUAGUUGUGAUGCUUAUUUGAUUGGCUAGUGAGAAAGAGUUGAGAAGAGAUAAUUUAAACACAAUUGGCAACUCCCUAUGAACAAAAAUGAUGGUGCUUAAAAAUCAUCUUAUCCUUUUAGAAAUAUUUGUACUGUGACCAGUUUUUGCCUUGGGACCAGAGUUUGAAUUUCUCCUCCCAGAAUCUCCUUUCCCUGAAUCAAGUUGAGAGUCUCAUAACUGGGUUAUCCCAGCCAUUCCCAGGUCACCCAUUAUUAAUACAGAUGUGAAAUGUUGCAUAUGCUUGUCAGAAGUGUUCAUUGUGCUGGUUGAUUUUGCUUAAGUGUUUUUCUUUGUUAUAAUAAGGAGGAUUCUAUGGAGGG
This is a messenger RNA of Antechinus flavipes (yellow-footed antechinus), 4912 nucleotides long. It is a transcript of the gene PRKAR1B, whose product is annotated as protein kinase cAMP-dependent type I regulatory subunit beta. The transcript has 11 exons. The record is from RefSeq and is a predicted model, not a curated record. Gene Ontology annotation, molecular function: cAMP-dependent protein kinase regulator activity. Gene Ontology annotation, cellular component: cAMP-dependent protein kinase complex. Bases 101 to 1246 code for a protein of 381 amino acids. Lineage: Eukaryota; Metazoa; Chordata; Mammalia; Dasyuromorphia; Dasyuridae. Gene Ontology annotation, biological process: regulation of protein phosphorylation.